CAUAGUCCUUCCAACCAUAAAAAUCCUAAAGUUUCAAAAUUCAUCAAUACAUACCAAAUUUUACAUGUGGAUGUUGAUAUACAUAAACUUGGGCAGGGAAGAUUUCACACAUGACAUAUACUUAGCUACAACCAAACCAAAAGGCGAUCCAUUUGCGGCGAAACGUCUCGUCGGGCCGCUGCGGGGCGAGGUGUUUUCGGCUCCACCACGACGACCGGCGAGGACGAAGAAACCAAAGGGCCCAUAAAUUUCUCUUUUAUUAUUCUAUUUUUAUUUUAUUUUAUUUUUGUUCUCGCAAUUCCUGAUCCACACAUGAAUAUCCCUCAGUUUCGUAUAGGAUUCAACUUACCCCAUCUCUCAAUCCAUUCCUAUUUCUCGGUUUCCGAUUUCUUUCCUUCUUCUUAAGGGAUUAUAAACAGUCUCUCUAUUAAUCGGCUUCACUUUCCUCUCUUUUUGUUCUGGCCAUGCGACUCUGGUUUUCCGAGAUCUGCCUCUCGAAAGAGGGUUCUUCUUCUUUUCCUCAUUCUUGCGCUCAAUUCACUGUUUUUUCAUCUGGGUAUUUGAUUCAAUACCAUGUCUUCCGAUUCUCAUGCCCCUACUCCAAGGGGUCUUCUCUGUAAUGCUGGAGCUGGUGCUGCUGCUGGUGUUCUUGCUGCUACGUUUGUGUGCCCUUUGGAUGUUAUCAAGACUAGAUUUCAGGUUCAUGGACUGCCAAACAUCGGUAAAGGGAGUCUUAUAGUUGGCAGUCUGCAACAAAUUUUUCAUAAGGAGGGGGUACGUGGAAUGUAUAGAGGUCUUGCACCUACGGUGCUUGCAUUACUGCCUAACUGGGCUGUUUAUUUCACAAUAUAUGGGCAGCUUAAAACCUUUCUUGGCUCUGAUGACGAACAUUGUCAGCUUUCAAUAGGUGCUAAUAUGAUGGCUGCUUCUGGUGCUGGGGCUGCUACAACUAUUGCAACCAAUCCUCUAUGGGUAGUCAAGACCAGGCUUCAGACACAGGGAAUGAAAUCUGGUGUGCUACCAUAUAGAAAUACAGUGUCUGCCUUAAAGAGAAUAGCAUCUGAAGAAGGCAUUCGUGGAUUGUACAGUGGUCUUGUGCCUGCUUUGGCCGGUGUAAGUCACGUUGCAAUUCAGUUUCCAACAUAUGAAAAAAUUAAAAGUUAUUUGGCUAGUAGAGACAAUACGACAACGGACAAACUCACUGCACGUGAUGUUGCGGUUGCCUCAUCUGUCUCCAAGAUAUUUGCUUCCACGUUGACCUAUCCACAUGAGGUUGUAAGAUCCAGGCUUCAGGAACAGGGGUUUCACUCCGAAAAGCGUUAUUCAGGCGUAGCUGAUUGCGUAAAGAAAGUAUUUCAGCAAGAUGGUCUCCCUGGUUUCUAUCGAGGGUGUGCAACCAACCUUCUCAGGACAACGCCUGCUGCUGUCAUCACAUUUACGAGCUUUGAAAUGAUUCACCGAUUUCUUGUCAACUUAUUUCCUCCCGAUCCACAUCCACACACAUUAUGAAGACAAAUAACAUUUGCUCAACAUUGAACAAACUAAUCGAGUCGACUCAUUCACUAUUCUUUGGGUACACUAAUUGACCCCCAGUAGUUUGUAGCAGCAACUCAACACAUUCUUGCCUCGGUAAAGUUUCAAUGUUAUCAAGUAUCCUUUCUGGUGAGGAGCGUUUUUCCUUCUUUACACCAUGACGAUGACGAAGAAAAUGUCGAUAAUUAGACACACUGUUUUCUAGUUAUUUCUAUUAGAUAUACCAUCUUUUUGUUUGGAAAUUGUUUGAAUUGUGACUUGAUGAAUUGAGUUUAUGAUAGUGUUGGUAUUCUUUUGAGCUU
This is a messenger RNA of Cucumis melo (muskmelon), 1835 nucleotides long. Its product is annotated as nicotinamide adenine dinucleotide transporter 1, chloroplastic. Gene Ontology annotation, biological process: NAD transmembrane transport. Gene Ontology annotation, molecular function: NAD transmembrane transporter activity. The transcript has 10 exons. NCBI's taxonomy places the organism in Eukaryota, Viridiplantae, Streptophyta, Magnoliopsida, Cucurbitales, Cucurbitaceae. The coding region runs from base 574 to 1509 and encodes 311 amino acids. The record is from RefSeq and is a predicted model, not a curated record.